Messenger RNA from Dendroctonus ponderosae (mountain pine beetle), 8262 nucleotides. It is a transcript of the gene scrib, whose product is annotated as protein lap4. Gene Ontology annotation, cellular component: postsynaptic membrane; adherens junction; postsynaptic density. Lineage: Eukaryota; Metazoa; Arthropoda; Insecta; Coleoptera; Curculionidae. Gene Ontology annotation, molecular function: protein binding. The transcript is spliced from 29 exons. Bases 294 to 6350 code for a protein of 2018 amino acids. Gene Ontology annotation, biological process: neurotransmitter receptor transport postsynaptic membrane to endosome; neurotransmitter receptor transport, endosome to postsynaptic membrane. The record is from RefSeq and is a predicted model, not a curated record.
UGAGGCAGUUCUGGUCGGUAUGGCAGCGGUGUAAGAUCAGUGACCUUUAACAUUCCGUUUGGUGUCCAGUGUUGGGAAGGUUGGUAGAGUUUGACAGAUGAGUGCAUUCUCCCAUUCGGUCUAGGGAAUUUUUGCGCUUGCAGUUUAGCGGGAGUGGUGCUCGAUUGGUGACUGUGUAAAAUAAAGCAGUAGUUUUUCGUAUUUUUUUAAAUAAGUUUUAUUAUAGUGUGCGGGUUAGUGAUUAGAUUUUAUUCGUAAAUUUUAAAUAUGUGCCUGACUGUGAGCUAGCCACGAUGUUCCGUUUUAUUCCGAUUUUUAAGGGCUGCAACAGGCAAAUCGAGUUUGUUGAUAAAAGACAUAGUUCGCUUGUAAAUGUUCCCGAGGAUAUUUUGCGUUAUUCCAGGAGUUUAGAAGAGCUACUACUGGAUGCCAACCAUAUCAGAGAUCUUCCGAAGCAUUUUUUUCGGCUUCAAAGGCUUAGAAAACUAGGUUUAAGUGACAAUGAAAUUCAAAGACUACCUCCGGACAUUCAAAAUUUCGAACAUUUAGCCGAGCUAGAUGUCUCCAGAAACGACAUUCCCGAAAUCCCAGAGGGCAUCGGUCAGCUUCAUGCUUUGCGGAUCGCAGAUUUCAGCUCGAAUCCGAUCGCGCGACUACCGGGCACCUUUCCGCAGUUGAAAUCAUUGACCACUUUGGGCCUCAAUGAUAUGUCGCUAACCAGCUUACCAGCUGACUUUGGACAGUUGAUUUCCCUCAUAUCACUGGAGUUGAGAGAAAAUCUGCUCAAGGAACUGCCAGCAUCCUUCAGCCAGCUCGUGAACUUGGAGCGACUGGAUUUGGGCGAUAACGAAAUUGAUGAAUUGCCACCUCACAUAGGUAAAUUGCCAGCUCUGCAGGAACUUUGGUUGGAUCAUAACCAAUUACAGUCGCUUCCUGCGGAAAUUGGCCAACUGCACAGUCUGAGCUGUUUGGAUUUGAGCGAGAAUAGGCUGGAGUAUUUACCGGAGGAUAUUGCCGGUCUGGAAAGUUUAACUGAUCUUCAUCUAUCGCAGAACGUUUUGGAAAUGUUGCCUGAUGGAAUUGGAAAAUUGGAAAAGCUUACCAUUCUAAAGGUUGAUCAAAAUAGGCUGACCUCAUUAAAUUCCAAUAUCGGCUGCUGUCACAACUUACAAGAGCUUAUUUUAACCGAAAACUUCCUUAGUGAGCUCCCUAAGGAAAUCGGCAAACUGGUUAAGUUGACUAACUUAAAUGUAGAUAGAAAUAGUUUGACGAGUAUACCUGAAGAAAUAGGUAAUCUUUGUGAAUUAGGAGUAUUAAGUUUGCGAGACAAUAGACUGACUAUGUUACCUGACUCGUUGGGCGAUUGUAACCGAUUACACGUGUUGGAUGUAUCCGGCAAUAGGCUUCCAUAUUUGCCUCAUACGUUACUUCAGCUUAGGCUUAAGGCGGUUUGGUUAAGCGACAACCAGGCGCAGCCUUUGCUAACGUUUCAGACUGAUACGGAUCCAGACACUGGAAAAACGGUGCUCACUUGCUUCCUGUUGCCACAACAGGAGUAUCAACCAACCAUAACUUCUGAUGGCCGUUUGUAUCGUUGUGAUGUGAACAGCGGUUUGAGUAAUGGCACUUUGUCCCGAAUCACAGCUUCCACCACCAAGGAUGACGUUUCCGACGACUGGCAGGAACAAGAAGCGAGCAGGUUGCACAGUGUCAAAUUUACGGAUCCUCAAGACCAGGAAAACAAAGAGACUCCAUUUGUGCGACAAAACACGCCUCACCCGCGAGAGCUGAAAGCCAAAUAUACCAAAUUUGCUGGAAAAGGAAAUAGCCAUGGGAACAGUUCUUUUGAGGACUCUGAUCAUCAUCCUGAUGGAAUUGCUAAUCCAGUUUUGAAUGACUUGGAAGCGACUGAAGCUAUAAAUCUGCAUGUAGCUCAUCCUCAGCAACCCGUUGCUGAAAAUAACACCCGCAUUUCGAAUCCGCCCUCAAUAACCGCAACCAUAGCUAAAACACCUGAACCAGUGAUGGUUGUGGGAAAUGGACAUCAGGAUAGUGAGCCCAGCCAAGACGAAGAACUCGACGAGGACUUCUUAAGACGUCGCGUUGGAUUCAUAUCGUCAGAUGGAGACAGUGAUGGUUUAGCGAAGGAGGACGGCAUGAGGUCGAAGUUGCAUCGACGCGACACCCCUCACCAUCUAAAGAAUAAAAGAGUCGCCCCACAAGUCGAUCAGAAUCAAGUGGCCAGCAUCAUUGCACAGGCGGAAAGACGAAAACGCCAAGAGGAAACCUGCGAAUCUGAUCGUAUCAGCUCUUCUACUAAUCUUGAAUCCGUUGGAGAGCGCAGUUCCACCAGCAGUCCAGGUGGUGAUUCAACAACAAAUAUUCCAAGGGUGGAGGUGCGUGAAGAAAAAUACGAAAUUCGCAUUGAACGUUCAAAUGCUGGCCUGGGCUUGUCGAUAGCGGGCGGUCAAGGUUCCACCCCUUUCAAAGGGGACGAUGAGGGCAUCUUCAUCUCUAGAGUGACGGAAGGAGGUCCGGCAGAUCUGGCCGGCCUCAAAGUGGCUGACAAAGUGCUAAAAGUGAAUGCGAUUGACGUACAGGGCGUGUCGCAUUAUGAUGCUGUGGAGGUGUUGAAAGCGUCUGGACAAAUCCUGGUCUUGGAGGUGCUGAGAGAGGUAACUGUGUUGGUCAGAAGUAAGCCAGAAACCGUUGGAACUACUAAGGCUGAUACAUAUAUGAUUACACCGCCUCCACCGCUGCCUCCAAUUUUGAACGACGUAGAUACUAAGAAAGUUUUGAUACACGCUUGUCUGAUCAGGGAUUCGAGGGGAUUAGGGUUCAGCAUAGCCGGUGGAAGGGGCAGCCAGCCAUUUAAGGAUAAUUCGGACGCUAUCUAUAUUUCACGAAUUACUGAUGGCGGUGUAGCUGACAAAGAUGGCCAGUUAGCUGUAGGCGAUCGAGUAAUCUCAAUCAAUGGUGUUGAUCUGACUGAAGCAACACACCAGCAGGCUGUACAGUUCCUCACCGGUCACGAGCGUUUUGUACGGAUCGUUGCAGAACGUGAGAUGGCUGUCGAUGAACCAGUUCCGCUGGGUGCAUCUCCAUCUCCGGGUCCACAACAAAGUCCUAGACUGUUUGGACUGCCCAAACCGUAUACCGGCCUGUACAGUGCCAACAGCUACAUGGCAAACCGGCCCUUCAGUUACAGACGAUCAGUAGAAAGUGACGUUAGCAAAAAGAGCGAAUCUCCAGAGCCGAAAAGCAAUAAAGUCACACCAGAAACCACCCCGAAUUCAAUAAACCGAGACAAGUCACUCGAACUCCCGAAAACAAAUGGAAUUGGUUAUAACCAUACGACCGUGAACCGGGCAACGACCACCCCUUUGAACCACGAACCCCCUAAGCCGGCCCCACGCCGGUUGAACAGCCAAAACUCGUCGGAAAUUCCGGCAAAUAUCGCGGAGAAACAACCAUCCCCCACGAUGACAAACAAUAAUCAUAAGAAAGCGACUCCGACGUCUUCGAUCGAUAGUGACGAACAGGUACUGCCACGGCCUAUCACCAAUGAAGAUUUUCAAGCCAUGAUCCCAGCUCACUUCCUGUCCAAUAAUCCAUCUCCUCACAGUCCCCCUUUGCCUGACACGGGCCAUGGCAACGCCGCGUCCGUAACUACUGUAACAAUACGGAAACCGGACACAAUUGAACUUCCUCCUGCGCCUACGGGACCCGGGAGAGUGACCGAGACGAUCACCAAAAGCACCUUCACAGAGACGGUGGUGACGCGCAUCUCGGACAAUAAGUUGGUGGCACCACUGAUUAUUGAGGACGUUACACUUUCUAAGGAGGAAGGCUCUCUAGGUUUUAGCAUAAUCGGAGGCACUGAUCAUUCCUGUAUACCAUUUGGUGGCCAAGAGCCUGGCAUAUUCAUUUCGCAUAUAGUUCCUGGCGGAACAGCUGCGAAUUCUGGCAAACUUCGAGUGGGUGAUCGAAUUCUGAAAGUGAAUGGAGAAGACAUCACUAAACAGAGUCACCAAGAUGCUGUUAUGUCAUUGUUGCGACCCUCUGAUAGUAUUACGUUAACCAUUCGGCAUGAUCCUCUGCCCGAAGGAUACCAGGAGUUAGUGAUAGAAAAAGAAGAUUCCGAAAGGCUGGGCAUGCAUAUCAAAGGAGGUUUGCUGGCGACGCACCGAGGAAAUCCCUUGGAUCCUUCAGACGAGGGCGUUUUCAUAUCCAAAAUCAAUACGGUUGGAGCAGCUCGAAGAUGUGGGAAACUGAAGUCAGGUAUGAGAGUAAUUGAGGUCAACGGAAAGUCACUUCUGGGAGCCACACAUACGGAAGCCGUUAACGUUCUAAGACAAUGUGGAAAUACCAUCCAUCUAAUCGUUUGCAAAGGCUACGAUAAAGCAGACAUUGACAAAGCAGUAGCUGAUGGACGUUUGUUAAAACGGGGAUCUGUUAGCAGCCGCUCACAAAGCGUUAGUAGUUUAGAUGUUCCUGAUGAAGAACUACCACCAUUUGAAGAGGACAGUGAAAAGCGACUGGAACCUCUUUACCAAUCUGAAGAAAAUUUAACACUGGUGGAAGCGAAACCAACAACACCUGCCGAAAAGGUAUUAGAUGUAGUGCAUGCAGUGGAAACGCUGGCCAAAGGCCCACAAGAAAGUGUCGCGCCGCCUAAAUCACCGGGUGGACCAAACUCUGAAUUAAAAACCACCACAAUAGUGAUGAGCAAACACACUCUAGCAGCACAACAGACAACUGAAUACGCUGCCACUCUUCCGAAAUCCCACAAACCGCACCAGGAAGUCGAUACUGGAACAUUGACCAACAAGGUUAUCAGUCAGAUACGCGCGUUGUCUACUGAAUCUUUGGAUUCUAUACCUCCCAUUACCAGAAACUCCCCUUCAUCGUGUAGUAGGUCUCAAAGCGUGGGCGAUUUAUUUGCAGAAGAACCGAAAAAAAGGACGUUUUCUCUAAAGGACGAACUCAUUUCUGGAAAUUCGUUGAAUUCUACAAACAACGAAGAUGCAAUAUAUGAUAUACCCAUUCUGCCACCCCCAGUAGAUUAUGUUGCGCCCGGCUUACCCAAUUACGGUUCCAUGGGUGGUAACAAUGUAACUCCUUCGAAUAACUUAACUUACACCGUGCCAGCUCAUAUUCCAAACACAUCAACAUCGAGUUCAUUUUCAUUUCAACAGCCUCAGCAUACUAUCAAUGUGUAUAAUCAAUUUCCAACGCCCAAUUUUUAUAAUUAUGGCAUGCAUCCAAGCAACCCAUAUGGGUCCUUAAAUUCAGAAAAUCCGUACGCUCUUCCGACGGUUAACAGUUUUAACAGCCCAGUCUCGCCACAUUUUUCCGAUAUCGGCAAUUUGUUCAACAGUCCCGUGUCUCCUCCCCCGCCAGACAGCACGCCCUUGUUGACUGAGGCUGAUAUUUUAAAAGUCCCUCCUCCUCCGCCUAUCGACUUUGAUACUUCAACUGAUAACAUCCGAAGCCAGCCAGUUGAAACAAAUGAAAGUCCUCCUCUUCCCACCAGUCCUCCUGCAUCUCUAACGUUUAAACGCAAGCCGAGAAUCAUUAUGAAGCCGAAAUCGAAGCCUCCUCCGGUACCCGCCAAGCCUCCAUUACGUUCCUUUCAGAGCGAGGAAACUUUGAUCAAUUGCAAUCGUGGCUAUUACGAUUCUGUGACGAAGAUUUUGGAUGGGUCCUUACCUUCACGGCCCGUAUCAGUUGCGUUUAGUAGUAGUAGUUUGCAUUUUGGAAGUAACAGAAAGCCACCACAGAGUCCAAAUUAUCAGACUGUGAAGCAGUCAGUUAGCGACAGAAAGAAGUUCUUCGAGCAUGCGAUGGAGGAAAGUCAGAAGCAUACUAAAAAAGAGAAGGCAUUUAGUUAUUUAAGUCCGGACGAAAUACAAAAUCUCAAAGCAGAAGAAGAUCGAAAGAUUUCGACCCUAUCCAGUGCCGACAUGAAUUCAUUCCAUGCCCUAAGUCAAUCGGACACUGAAUCAAUAGAAUCUCAACCGACUAGCCGUCCAUCCAGUCACAUUGGCAUAAUUCGCACGGCAAAGGCGGAAAGAAGAUGGCGCGAUCGACAACGUGAAGAGGGUCUUCUAACUGAUGAAGACGACGCCAGUUUGUCUCCAGCUGAGGAGCGAGCUCUUCGAGCAGAGAAAAGGGCAGCUUGGCGGGCGGCACGGCUCAAAUCAUUGGAGCAAGAUGCAAUCCAAGCGCAAAUGGUAAUAAAAUCAAUGACGGACAUGGUGGGUAGUGGAGAAGUUCCCGCACACAGCUCAGUGGCCGAAGUGGUUGACGGCACAGCAGAGGAUGCCGAAUUACUUAAUAAACAUUGACUUGUGGCAUGUCGUUACUAACUAACUUUAACAUUGUCUCUCAUUUAUAAAGUGUUUAUGUUUCGGUUUUGGUUAUCGUUAUCAAAAUGUUUAUUUCAAUGUAUUCUUGCUGGGUACCGACCAUGUUAUUGUGAAGAUUUGUUUUUAGGCAUGGAAUGAGCUUCUGGAUUAAUGACUCUAUAAAUGUAGACAGUUUUGAUUGCUCUCAAUUUCGUUUGAUUAUUUGAGUGUUCAUUAUCAACGUAGCUUUUUUGUUACUUUUGCAUUUUUCUAUUGCUUAUAAGGAAGAAAACUUGUGGAAAUUCUGAACAAUUCAGUAGUUCUCCAAGUUGAUUUUAAUGUUAUAAAUAGUGAUGGGCGAUUCGGAACUGGCCCGAAUCUCGAAAUUUUCCAAUACUGGUCUCGGGUCUUAACCGAUGCUCCUAUAAAGGAAGCAGCGUUCAACUGUAGUACAAAUUAUUUAACAUUCUAUAGUUAUUAAAAUACGUUAUUGUUUAAAACUAAAAACAAUAUUUUAACUCAAUUCAAUUUAAUAAAAUGAGUACGUGGGAGGUGAAUCAUCGGCAAACUCGUUUGUCGAACUAGUCCAGAACAAUUAAUAAUUAUUGAACGAAACCUGAAGGUCUGACGGCUUUUCAGGUUCUCUUUCCAUUUGCUUUGCGUCCGACCGAUUUGUUUUAAUCCUGACCAAUCUCAAAUCCACUCAAAGUGGGAUUCUGCAUUCCGCGUAACGUAAGGAAAUAUGUAUGAAAUAUUUUAUGUUGAGCAAGUUUGAAAUAAAGUAGGCCCUAUAGUUUUGCGUAUGUCUUCCUACGUGUUUUAGAAUAUUUAACAAUAUUUAUAAACAAAACUGGAAUGUAAAAUAUUAAAGGGCCAAUAUAAAAAAAAACGUCUUGCCUUAAGUAAAUGUGGGUCCGAAAAGUAACCUUUUGGAAAAUCUGGUUUGUUUUUUAUUAAUUUAUUUGCUCCGUAUUUAGUGAUUAUUAUAUUAAAAGUUCGGCGCCACUACAACAAAUAACGCAUUUCAACUACGGGUUCCGGAUCUUUUCGAGGACAGGGUUCUAAUGAUACGGAUCUUUAUAAUGAGCCGACUUGCCCACCACUAGUUAUGAGUAAAUAUAUUUCGAUAGAAAUCGAGUUUUUGAUUCAUCGUCUUUAUGUCGGUUUUACAAAGUUAGGUUCAUUGAAAUUUAGGCAUUCAAAGGAUAUUUAUGGAGUCAUAUAACAUCCAUAUGUUUUGGCUCAUAUGCCUGCAUUUCAGCAUGUGCUUUCAAUUGCCCUAUUUGAUUGUAGGGACUAUUUCUUAGUCGAACAACCGCCGGAAAGAAAUGGUGGGCACAGAACAGCUGAUGAAAGCCAUUCUAGACCGCCUAUUCCAAUAUUAUUAAUUAGUAACUGUUGCAAACCGAUCCACUAACUGUCAUUUGUUCGGCUUAUAAAAAGUUUGAAAAAAUUAAACAACUUCCACCCAGCAUCGACAUUAAAAAAGUACUAUUAAUCUAAUUUAAAAAAAAGAGAAAAUAUUAAUAACGUUAGCUUGCUAAUACAUGUGUAUGUAUGGUUAAGGCUCAUGAGUACAUCUAGUCAUUAAAUCAGUCCAAUCAAGGUAUUCAUAAAAUUGCAUAAUGGCAUGAAUAACCACGUAACUGACUAUAGUCGUUCGUAACUAACACAUUCUGGGCGCAGUUAUCUGGCGUCCGUUUUGACCCCAAAACUAACAGCAUGCAGUCGCCAUCUCCCCCAACAUCGGCCGUACAAGAAGAGAAAGCGCCCCUACGACCCUCUUCGGCCGAUUUUCCCCGGCUCGCCGUUCGUGAGAAACCGAGCGGCGCUCGCACGGUGCGAGAAAGCGAGAAGGUCCUGGAAGAAUCAGUUAGCAGGAAGACGGAAGAAUAUGUGGAUGAGAUAACUG